Rotaria sordida is the source of this 881-nucleotide messenger RNA. The record is from the annotation of a GenBank genome assembly. NCBI's taxonomy places the organism in Eukaryota, Metazoa, Rotifera, Eurotatoria, Philodinida, Philodinidae.
UUUGACGAAGAGCGAUAUUAAUCCUAAAGAUCGUCAAAAUUACAAUUCAUGUAUUAAAUUAAUAUCAGACGAUGUAAUAUAUCUUCUUAAUGAUAAUAUGGAUACCAAUGGAACAGUUGUUUAUUUGACAUUGCUAAAAAUGAUAGUAAAAGCAUAUAUUGAUAAAUCAACAAGUAUUCAUGAACAUAAGUCUAUUUUUAAAAUUUAACAACGAAAAAAAUCAAAAUUAUUAAUUCUUAACAAUUUCUAUGCAUUUAGGUAUUCAAUCAGCAUGGUGUGUGGUAUUUGUUUGUCGUCUUUGGUGGUCUUAUUUAGAAAAAAUAUCAGCUUUGAAAUCAUCGAAAACCAGUCAAACAAUAAGUGAAAGAAAUAAUAAAAUUAACAAAUACUUUAUUACUAGACCCGCAUAUAUAUCUGUUGAGUUGAACGCACAUAAUUUAUUGUAUUUGGUUCUAUUAGUGAAACAACAACAUUUACCUAAACAAAAAUUAAUUAAUAUACAUUCAUUCAAUUCACAACCAUAUGAAAUUGAUACAUUAGAUAUUCAACAAUUAAUAUCAAAUGCAUAUGAUCAAGCACUACAUCUUGUUAAACAUUCAAAAAUACUAGAUACAUUAAAUGAACAUAAAAUAAAUUGUAUAGAUGAUCUAAAAAAUAACACCACUGAAGAGUUUGGAUUGGAUGAAGAGAAUGAUGAUAAUGACGUCGUAAAUUAUGCACCAGACGACCUUACAGAUGAAAUUCUAUUUGAUUCUCAAAACGACGCUGUUAGCGAUGAUGAUGAAAAUAUAUUAAAUUCAAUAAAAUCAGAUUUGAAUGGAAUAAGAAUAGUUGAUAAUAUUAAUCCGACUCUAAGACAAUUGUAUUUCAAGGUCAAAUAA